Molecule: messenger RNA, 762 nt
Organism: Spirometra erinaceieuropaei
Lineage: Eukaryota; Metazoa; Platyhelminthes; Cestoda; Diphyllobothriidea; Diphyllobothriidae
Source: the annotation of a GenBank genome assembly
AUGGCCAGUGACGACUCCCAAAAAGACUCACUCGACAUUAACACCCUUUCUUUUAAACUGCCACCGUUUACCCCGAGCAAUCCUCGCGUUUGGUUCAGGCAGAUCGAGGCUCUUUUUGUGACAAGCCGCAUUACUAGCGAGCGUACCCGCUAUUCGUACGUUUUGCAGUCCCUCCCAUUUUAUGUAGCUGUCGCCGUCGAAGACCUCCUUAACCCCAUUCCAGCCGACAAACCGUAUACGCUGCUGAAGGAAGCGGUAAUCCAACGGGUAGCUAAAUCGGCCAACCUUAUGCUGCGGGAACUUUUCACGCAAGUAGAGCUAGGUGAUCAGACACCUUCCCAGCUCAUGCGUCACAUGCGCUCACUUCUCGCUGGUAGGCACAUGGAUGACGCCAUUUUUCGCGAGAUUUGGUUAGAAAAGUUACCGGUGCCUAUGCAACAGGUUUUGGCUAUGUUGGACUCGAAUACACCUUUAGAGAAACUAGCUACCCACGCCGACAGAAUCAAGGAGUGUUACCCCAUUGGUGCCUCGUGUUCCACUAUUCAACAGCCACCGCCUUCCAAAGGCAAGCCCCAUCAGGACAUUGACUCUGAUUCAGAAGGCCCACCAUUACCAGAGCACGACACUCCCUAUACGGAAAAAUCGUCAUGCUGUUGCACAACCCGACGAGCGCCCACAUCAGCCGGUCCUCCCAGAACACCCACCGCCGCUUAUCGCACCGAGUACGACGACCUGAGAGAGCAACAUGUGCUCUGCUCUUAA